Pseudopodoces humilis (Tibetan ground-tit) is the source of this 1858-nucleotide messenger RNA. It is a transcript of the gene C1H8orf34, whose product is annotated as chromosome 1 C8orf34 homolog. The record is from RefSeq and is a predicted model, not a curated record. Lineage: Eukaryota; Metazoa; Chordata; Aves; Passeriformes; Paridae.
AUGGCGUCUCACCAGCAGACCAGGAUCCAAGCCUACCUGGAGAAGAAUAAGAUCGGUCCCCUCUUCGAGGAGUUGAUGACCAAACUGAUAACAGAGACACCUGACCAGCCAAUCCCAUUUCUAAUUGAUCAUCUUCAGUCCAAGCAGGGAAACCGUGGUCAGCUUCAGAGGACAUUGUCUGGAUCUGCUGCCCUCUGGGCAGAGAGUGAAACAUCAGAAAAUAAAGGAGCAAGAAGAGAUUUUAGAAGUUAUGAUAAACCUUGGCAGGUAAAUGCAAAAAAGCCUAAAAAGUCAAAGAGCGACCUUGCUGUGUCCAACAUUUCUCCACCGUCACCGGAGUCCAAGUCAUUGCCAAGGUCAAUAGAGCAUCCUAAAUGGGAUUGGAAGACAAAACCGGAGAACCAUGAUUUUGAUGAACUAAAUCAUAUUCUUCAAGAGAGCAAAAAGCUUGGAAAAGCCCUUGAGAAUCUGUCUCGCAGCAUUGCUAUUUCUGAUGAACUCGAUAAGGACACAGCAGGUUUUAACACCCCCCUUCUCAGACCUCGUGUGAUUGGAGAAUGGAUUGGCCGUGAAGAGAAUGAUGCAGACCCUCUGGCUGCUGAGAUGCUGCAGCCACCAAUACCAAGAAAUAAAAAUGAGCAGUGGGACAGUGAGGAUAGCAGCAGUCCUGGAGGAAGCUUAAAAAUGGAGCCAAAGACCAAAGGAUUGAAACAUCAACAGCAGCAACAUAAGAAACUGCUGGCUGCCAUGCUUUCUCAGGACUCCUUUGAUUCUGCUCAAAGUACAGCUCCAUCUGUAACCGAAGAAGACAUUGACAAUGAAGACGAUGCAAUGGAACUACUGGAGGAUCUUGAUGAUCUCAGAAUGGAAGGAGUAACAAGUGUGGUGUCUUCUGGGAGCAAAUUCAAUCAAACUCGAAGUGCUCAUACGGCUGAGCCUCAAGCAAAGGUCACAUUGAAUAUCUGUGCAAGAUGUGCCAGAUUGCAAGGGGAUAAUUUGGCAGAAAGGCCAGAAGAUGUCUCCAUGGUAUCUCAGACAUCUGAGCCAGCAGUGUCAGACUCUGAUGCUCAAGUACCUGGGGUUGAAACACUCACAGAAGAUAUUAAUGAGUUUCAGAGUGCUUCUCAAGUGGCAGCAUCUUCUCAGACGGUUUGGACCUUGGAUGCCGUGACUGUCAGACCUGGAGGUUCCCCAAGGCAGAAACUCCUAAAGGACUCCUUAGCAGCAAAAGAACUUCAGACCAUGGAAAAACACCUAGCUGACAUUGAGAAGGACCUCGCACUGUGGGAAGAAGCAAGGCUCUCAAGAAGCCCUGGUGUCCAGCAUCCCAGUGUAGUUACAUCUGACCAUCAAAGCAAUCUUCCAGCUGCACAGGGCCAAACCCCAAGGCCUCAGGUGCCAACUCCGACAGGGAAGAACAUUCAGCUCCAAGGAAACAAAUCACCGCUGCCCGCUAACAGCAGAACACAAGUCCCCAGUGUCACAAACAGCAGUGCACAAACCAACAGGCCAUCAGCUCCAGGGAGCAGACCUAUGACCCCAAAUAGCUUGUUGUCACGGCCUCUUAACCCUAGCAACCAAGGAAAUAGGGAAGGCAUUAUUAGCAUGCAAAGAAGCAGAUCUUUGUCAUCUAAGAGCCAAAUGGGGAGGACCCUCAGUGCUGCUUCAGGGCUUUCUGUGCAAGUGAGUGGAGAUGUUGUUGGAACUGUCACUACUCAGAGAAACAGUUUAUCAGAAGAUGAAUUCUUACAACAGCUUCAACUUGCUCAUCAACCUUGGAUAUUGCCGAGUGACACAGAAAGUGAAGAAGUGGAAGCUGACCAAGACAAAUGUUAGUGAAAUCAGUGGGAUUAUUGAA